Molecule: messenger RNA, 942 nt
Organism: Colletotrichum abscissum
Lineage: Eukaryota; Fungi; Ascomycota; Sordariomycetes; Glomerellales; Glomerellaceae
Product: isoflavone reductase
Exons: 3
Coding region: 1-942 (313 amino acids)
Source: RefSeq, a predicted model, not a curated record
AUGAUGAGAAUAGCUAUCGUGGGUGGUGGAGGCUUCGCAGCUAUCCUUGCCCAUCACAUCACGCAAACAGCGAACCCCGUAAUCAUUCUGUCAAGAGAAUCAAAACCAGAGCUGGAGGAACGCUACGACUGUCAAGUCGCGGUAGUAGACUACGACGACGCUGAAAGACUCCGUUUCGCCCUCAAGGGCAUCGACCUCGUCAUAUCAACGAUACGCGGCCAAGAACAAAUCAACGUCAUCCACGCCGCGCGCCACGCCCGCGUCCGCCUCUUCGUCCCCGCAGAGUUUGAAGGCUCGAUAUCCCACCGCCCAUCGUCCGGCCAAGACCCCCUCGACUACGGCUCCUCCGAAGCCAUCGAGCUGCUAAAACACUGCGCCAGUUCAAAGUCUCGCAAGAUGGAGUACACGGUCUUCUCCUGCGGCGUCCUGUACGAGCGCUUUGCGCCGGGCGGGCUGGCAGAGUACGGCAUGGGAGCCCGCGCUACGAUUGGGAGUCAGGGGGUCUACCUUGUCGAUGUCGGGAACGCGUCCGCGGAUAUUGUUGAGACGAACGGCUCUGGACGGCCUGUGCAGGUCUGCAUGACCUCCGUUGCCGACGUGGCUCGGUUUGUUGCCGCUGCCAUCGAGCUGGGCCCGGGCACGUGGCCCCGCGAGUUCAAGAUGAGAGGGGACAGGAUGUCGGUUCGAGACAUAUUUGCAAAAUGCAGCAACGUGAGAGGUGUGGCGUUCACCUUGCGAACUCGAAAGUACUCCAAGCUCCAGAGCGAGCUUACACAUUACGAACAACGUCAGAAUUGGAACCAGUGGUGGAAUAUACAGCGACUGAUAGCUACGGCGGAUGGUCGAUAUGACUUUCGUCAGGCCAACUUGAAUGAAGCAGUCGACUUUCGACCUGUGAGUUUCAGGUCGUGGCUCGAAUCAAACUGGGGCCCAGGAUCAUAG